CGGAAAUGUCGCAUUUUAGUAGGAACACUUUACGGUAACGCAAAAUAAACCUAGGGGCAGAAGGUUGAUUGACUCGGUGGCUUUUAAAAGUCGUUAUAUGAGCUUUUAGAGCCAACACGGACAUUGUUUUAGUACCGCUUGUGACAUCAGCGUCAUGACGUCUGGAGGCCCCACGAUGAACGGUGGCAUCUCUCGCUCUCCCGGUCAGUCCGGCACACUGGAGGAAACAAUGCUGCAGAUGAACAACCUCAUUCAGGAGAACAGAGAACUAAAAGAGGCCCUUCGUCAGACCAACCUGACAAUGAAAGAACGCUUUGAAGGUCUGACUGCAUGGAGGGAGAAGCAGCGUCAGGAGCGGGACUUCCUAGAGAGUCGGCUUGGAGAAGCUCGGAGCUGCAUGGAGACGCUGACUCAGGAAAAGCAGGAGCUGAGCAAAAAGCUGGAGGAGUCCAGAAGGACAGGAGGUGCCCCAGGUGGAAGUCAGAAUCCAGAGUUGGAGGCCCUGCGUGCCCAGGUGGCCCGUUUGCAGGCUGAGAAGAACGACCUGGUGGCUCUGAACUCUGAGCUGCAGCUGAAAGCCGAGCAGGACUCCCAGGAUGAUUCAUUCAUCGAGAUCAUCACGGUGUCGGAUGGAGGUGUGGAAGGUGUGAACGAGUCAUGUGGUGCAGAGCUCAGCAGACGUCCUGAUCUCAGCAUGACGGCGUCCCGGAUGGACAGCGAGGGAGUGACGGUCAGCCAGCUGCUCCAGUCUCUCAGAAAUGAGACGCAGCAAUGUGAGCGGCUGGAGGUGGAGCUGCAGGCCUCUGCUGCCAGAGUCAAGGUUUUGGAGGAAAUUAGGCAAGGAGUGGAGAAAAUGACCCAAACAGAGAGCAAGGAGGAGUCUGAGAGGGAGGAGAAGGCAGCGUCUGAGGUGGAGAAUCUGAAGUCUCAGGUGAGGAUGCUCUUCAAGGAUCUGCAGCAGGCUCUGUGCAAGCUGGAUGAAGCUGAAGGCAUGAAGAAGAACCUGCAGGACAGGUGUCGAGAGGUGGAGCAGGAUGUAGCAACUCUGAAGGCUCAGCUGGUGGAGAAGCAGGCCGUGCAGUCGGAGAACGACCGUCUGAAACUGCAACUGGGCAGCGUUCAGGCUCAGAGUCAGCUGGAGCAGAGGAAGGCUGACGAGGAGAGAAACAACCUGGCUCAGCUGAAGGACGCCUACACCAAGCUGUUUGAGGACUACAACGAACUCAAAGAGGAGAAGAAGAAAAGAGAGUCCCGGCUGGUGGAGAAGGAGUUGGCAGAUGAUCUGCAGGAGCGGCUGACGGCUGCAGAAGAAGCUCUGGCUGUUAAACAGAGCAAGAUUGAUGAGAUGAAGCAGGAGAUGUUCUCAAAGGAGAAGGAUCUGGAGACCAUCUCUGUCUUCCAGGCUCAGGCGGAGGUUUACUCCUCGGACUUCUACGCAGAGCGAGCAGCGAGGGAGAAGCUCCACGAGGAGAAGGAGCGUCUGGCUGCUCAGCUGGAGUUUGUGAAGAAGCAGAACAGCCAGCUGCAGGAGGAGAUGGACUCACUGGGCCGGCGGUCGCUUAACGAAAUGCAGCGGAGACACGGAACAACAGGAGGAAGUCCUCAUGGAGCUGGAGCUAGUCUGGUUGGAAGAGGUGCCGAUUGGCAGCACCAGGGGAACAUUCCUGAGCACGCCUGUCCCAAGUGCAACGAGAUCCUCCCGGACCUGGACUCCCUGCAGAUCCACAUCAUGGAUUGCAUCAACUAGACCUUCAUCACAUCAGGCUUUCACGCUAGCAUUUGCUGCAUUAGCACCUUUUAUGAGUCUUCCUCUGUCUGGCCCCUGAGACUCUACAGAUCCCAAACCAGCUGGGUGAUAUUUACCUAAACACGACUGGAGAGCUUUGUUUUGAAGGAUUUUCAGAGCUCUGGAGUUGACUUGCAUGUUAAAUGUCAGCUCUAGUUAAUUGAACUAUUACAUUUAGCUCAGUUAAAACUAGGGGAAAAUCUGAAAGAACACAUCCUUGCUGCUGGAUUUGAGUCCUUGAAGAUAAAAAUCUUCAGCUCAUUCAGGUUCUGGAACAUGAAAGCAGAAACGGUACGAAGCCUCUGAGAAAAUUCCAGGUCGAUUUCUACCAUCAGACACAAUAAUUAACCAACCAAAGCGGACUUUCUACGAGUUAAUUGUUAUUUUACUUAGAUUUAGGCUGUUUGUGUAGUUCCUCAAUGUCUUCCUUUUCAAAAUAAAAGAUAAAUCCUGUUGCAUAUUUUCUCAACAAGGAACUUAAGUUUCAGAAUAACGAGUAUGAAGGUUUCUAUUUCAUUUUAAUUUUGCAGAUGUUAUUAGAACUUAAUAUAUAUCUUAAUAGGUAUUAACAUAUAGGAAGCUCUCUUCCCUGUACCCUGUAGAUUAUAUCUGUUUGUAAAUCUCUGGAAGGAAAUAAAAAUUUUAAACGUG
Messenger RNA from Nothobranchius furzeri (turquoise killifish), 2437 nucleotides. RefSeq names its product optineurin (gene optn). The record is from RefSeq and is a predicted model, not a curated record. Lineage: Eukaryota; Metazoa; Chordata; Actinopteri; Cyprinodontiformes; Nothobranchiidae. Gene Ontology annotation, molecular function: K63-linked polyubiquitin modification-dependent protein binding. Gene Ontology annotation, biological process: regulation of canonical NF-kappaB signal transduction; protein localization to Golgi apparatus; Golgi ribbon formation. Gene Ontology annotation, cellular component: cytoplasm; nucleus; Golgi apparatus.